CACGCCACACGCCUCUCUCGUUCUUUCUUUCUCUCUCUUGUCGGUGUUGAGAUCUUGCAGCUUCUGCACUCUAAGCCACACACUAUAGCUUCCUUCAAAGAUAAAAUAAACGAAGGUAUAACAACUCAGUUCUAGGGUUCCAACAAUUAAUGCUUAAUCAAAUUGGAUCUGUACGCAAAGGGAAAGGCAAUGCUAUUGCUUGAUCGUCGUACGGCCGUGGCUGCUUUAUGCUAGUUUUUGCGGUUGGAUUGUGGAAAGAGGCGUGUAUGAGGGAAUUGGUGAAGGAUUCAAGGCGGAGAAUAAGGUGGGAUUUCGGUUUGUUCAUAAGAAGCAGGGGUAUGUGGGGCAAAUGUGGCUGAUGCUUUCUAAUUAUCAUUGUUUUGUUGUCGUUUCUUGUUGAGGUUUUUCUGUAGUUAAUUUGAUCUCAACUGGAAAAAAAAAAAAUCAGAUUCUCGUCGUUGGAACGAACGAUUUACAGUUUACCAGUUCUGGAGGAGAAAACGUAAACAAAAUGCAGCAAGAUCAGAGGAAGAAGAAUUCAACAGAGAUGGACUUUUUCUCUGAAUAUGGUGAUUCCAAUAGAUAUAAAAUUCAGGAAGUUAUUGGCAAAGGCAGUUAUGGCGUUGUUUGCUCAGCAAUUGACACUCACACUGGUGAAAAAGUGGCAAUAAAGAAGAUACAUGAUAUUUUUGAACACAUUUCAGAUGCUGCUCGUAUUCUUCGUGAGAUAAAGUUGUUGAGACUCCUAAGACACCCUGACAUUGUUGAAAUUAAACAUAUAAUGCAUCCACCUUCAAGGAGGGAUUUUAAAGAUAUUUAUGUUGUUUUUGAGCUAAUGGAGUCAGAUCUACAUCAAGUCAUAAAAGCCAAUGAUGAUUUGACUCGGGAGCACUAUCAGUUUUUUCUUUACCAGCUUCUUCGUGCAUUAAAAUAUAUCCACACAGCAAAUGUCUAUCAUCGAGACUUAAAACCUAAGAAUAUAUUGGCAAAUGCAAACUGUAAGCUUAAAAUUUGUGAUUUUGGCUUGGCAAGAGUUUCUUUCAGUGAUACUCCCACGACAAUAUUCUGGACGGACUAUGUUGCUACACGAUGGUAUAGAGCUCCUGAACUCUGUGGAUCAUUCUUCUCCAAGUAUACACCAGCAAUUGAUAUAUGGAGUAUAGGCUGCAUAUUCGCUGAAGUACUAACAGGGAAACCACUCUUUCCUGGCAAAAAUGUUGUUCACCAGCUGGAUUUGAUGACGGAUUUGCUUGGCACCCCAUCAUUAGAUACAAUAUCACGGGUUCGAAAUGACAAGGCAAGGAGGUAUUUAACUAGCAUGAGGAAAAAGCAACCUGUGCCAUUUGCUCAGAAAUUUCCAAAUGCUGAUCCAUUCGCAUUGCACCUAUUGGAAAGGCUACUUGCUUUUGAUCCUAAGGACCGGCCAACUGCUGAGGAGGCAUUAGCAGAUCCUUACUUCAAGGGGCUGGCUAAAGUUGAGAGGGAACCAUCUUGUCAACCAAUAACAAAGAUGGAGUUUGAGUUUGAGAGACGAAGGGUUACAAAGGAAGACAUACGAGAGCUAAUUUUUCGAGAGAUACUGGAAUACCAUCCUCAAUUGCUCAAGGACUAUGUAAAUGGGACAGAGAGGACUAACUUUCUUUAUCCAAGUGCUGUUGAUCAAUUUAGAAGGCAGUUUGCACAUCUUGAGGAAAAUGGUGGUAAAAGUGGGCCAGUAAUUCCACUUGAAAGAAAGCAUGUUUCUCUGCCUAGGUCUACAAUUGUACAUUCAAACUCAAUUCCUCCAAGGGAACAGAACAUUGCUUCCUUGACAGAGCGACAAACUGUGGAGGAAUCAUACAACAAAAAUUACCGAGACUCUGACGGAACUUAUGUAAAUAUAUCAACCCUGCAGGCACAACAGAGAAUUCCAAUGGCUAAACCAGGAAAAGUUGUGGGGUCUGUUGCUCCAUAUGACAACGGAAGUAUCAUGAAAGAUGCCUAUGACCCAAGAACGCUUGUGAGAGGUUCAGUCCUUCCUACACAGGCUCUCCCUCCUGCGUAUGGUUGCCGCAAAUCUAGCACGAAGCAAGAGAAAUCUAUUCUGGAAACUCAAAGGGAAUUGUCUUCGCAAAAGCAAGUCCAGCAAUUUGGCACUGACACAGCUGCUAAAUUUGCACCAGAUAUAGCUAUCAACAUCGACUCAAAUCCCUUUUUUAUGACCCGUGUGGGAAUAAAUAAGGUGGAACCUAUUGAUGAUCGAUUUACAAUCAACACAAACUUGUUACAAGCCAAGGCUCAGUAUGGUGGGAUCAGUGCUGCUGCCUCUGCUACAACUGCAGCUUCUCACAGAAAAGUUGGGACUGUUCAAUAUGGUAUGACAAAGAUGUACUAAAGCACUAAAAGGGGAGUUGUAAUCUUGUGCCAAAUGGAGUGGUCCAUGUAGAGACAAUCGAAGAGGCUGAAAAUCCAGGGAGUUUUCUAUGGGUGGCCGGUGGCUUCAUUACACAGCGAUGGAUGGGGGCAUCUUGUAGGAUCAGGCGUGUAGGGUUCUGUUAGGCAGUAGAUUUGCUAUGAUAGCACAUACUAGCGGUUGUAAAGGAAAAAAUACAUAUAAAUAGGAACGUUCUACAUGGAGUGGUUAAAAAAAUGCGGAAAAGCCUCAUUUCUCUUCUUUCACAAUUUGACUUCUCACAAAUCUUUUCUUUUGGUUAUUAUUUGGGGCCUCCCAUGAAAUGAAUAAACGCUUCUAAAGUUAUCUUUCA
This is a messenger RNA of Jatropha curcas, 2744 nucleotides long. The record is from RefSeq and is a predicted model, not a curated record. Lineage: Eukaryota; Viridiplantae; Streptophyta; Magnoliopsida; Malpighiales; Euphorbiaceae.